GUGUAGUGGGUAUGGAUUCCCUAGCGGCUCCUCUGAUUCGCAAAAUGCUUAUCGGUCAAAUGCUCCCCUCCGACCCUAACCGUACUCCCGUCUACGACAAUACUCGACAAAUUUGGACAGUCCAGACUGCCCAAGAUCGUCCCUCCCAACUCUGUUGGAAUCUGGUGUGGCUUCAAGGAACGGUAGUUGAUCACUCACAGCCGGAUUGCUUUGUACUCGACGAUGCAACUGGACGGGUCCUUGUGGAUUACAAAGCGGGCGAAAACCAUGACAGCUUAAAGAAGCUGCGCGUCGGUGACUAUGUGAUCGUUAUUGGUCGGUUAAUGAAAAUGCCUACGGAGUCUGCAGCUCCGCAAUCGUGGCAGGUGUCUGCAAAAACUGUCACGCUAAUCACAGAUCAGUUCACUUCUGCAAGAUCUGUGGAUUCGCAAUCGGACACAACUGAUGUUCUUGGUGCUGCGGCAGCGGCGGAACUCUCAUGGCCGCUGGAGGUGAUGGAUAUGAGUCUAGUGUACUGAACGUGAACACUUCGCUUCGCACUCAGCAGACACAGUGUUACGGUUUUUUACGUUUUUUUGAUUCAACUUCGUGGUAUUACUACACUCCGGUUUUUCCUUUGCUUUUCCGUUUCGGGGUAGUUAUUGGUGUGCGAACCUUGUUGAAGCACACUGCACACCUCAGCAUAUAUCGCACGCUGAAGUUGGCAGUUUCUUCUCUCUUUCACUCCGUACCCAUCGCCGAAUGCACCUGCUCUGUAUAACAUGACGCUAUCAGCCGCUUCUGCAAGUA
Molecule: messenger RNA, 789 nt
Organism: Dicrocoelium dendriticum
Lineage: Eukaryota; Metazoa; Platyhelminthes; Trematoda; Plagiorchiida; Dicrocoeliidae
Source: the annotation of a GenBank genome assembly